Messenger RNA from Chrysoperla carnea, 2164 nucleotides. RefSeq names its product 2-hydroxyacyl-CoA lyase 1 (gene Hacl). Gene Ontology annotation, molecular function: catalytic activity; magnesium ion binding; thiamine pyrophosphate binding. Gene Ontology annotation, cellular component: peroxisome. The coding region runs from base 133 to 1842 and encodes 569 amino acids. NCBI's taxonomy places the organism in Eukaryota, Metazoa, Arthropoda, Insecta, Neuroptera, Chrysopidae. The transcript has 5 exons. The record is from RefSeq and is a predicted model, not a curated record. Gene Ontology annotation, biological process: fatty acid alpha-oxidation.
AAAUUCCAGUUGUACUAAACUACUGAUAAAUAUCAAAUUAUAAGGUGAAUUCAAUUGUGAAUAAAAACAGUUAUUUUGUGUUUGGCUUUGAGUCAAUUUGUUGCAAAAAACAAUUUAACAUAAACUUAUAAAAUGGCAGACAUUGAUGGAAAUAUGAUUUUAGCGAAUGCUUUAAAAGAACAGGGUAUUGAAUAUGUUUUUGGAAUUGUGGGAUAUCCAGUCAUUGAAUUUGGUAUGGCUGUACAAGCCGCUGGGUUAAACUAUAUAGGAAUGCGAAAUGAACAAUCUGCAUGUUAUGCCGCUCAAGCAAUUGGAUAUUUAACUGGAAAACCAGGUGUAGUUUUGGUAGUUUCUGGUCCUGGCUUACUUCAUGUUUGUGCGGGUAUGGCAAAUGCUCAAGUCAAUUGUUGGCCAUUGUUAGUAAUAGGUGGUUCAUCGUCACAAGAUCAAGAAGGAAUUGGUGCUUUUCAAGAAUGUAAUCAAGUCGAAUUAUCUAGGCCAUAUUGCAAAUAUGCUGCUAGACCAGCCAGACCACAUUUAAUUCCAAUGCAUGUUGAAAAAGCAGUCCGCUUAGCUACCUACGGACGCCCGGGAUGUGCGUACAUUGAUAUGCCUGGUAAUAUACUAGCUGAACGAGUUCCUGUUGAAAUUAUUAAACCAUAUUAUCAAAGCCCCCCUUUGGAAAAAGUAUGGCCUGCACCAUCAGUUAUUGAAACUGCUGUACAAGCACUUUGUAAUGCAGAAAGACCUUUAAUUAUUGUUGGAAAAGGUGCUGCGUAUGCCCGGGCUGAAAAAGAAGUUCGCCAAUUAGUAAAUUCAACAAAUUUACCAUUUUUACCAACUCCAAUGGGAAAGGGGGUUGUUGAUGAUAAUGCUCCACAAUCAGUUGCAUCUGUCCGAACAUUAGCAUUGCAAAAAGCUGAUGUUAUACUUUUAUUGGGUGCUCGUUUGAAUUGGAUGUUACAUUUUGGUAGAUCACCACGUUUUGAUCCAAAUGUAAAAAUUAUUCCAGUUGAUAUUUGUGCUGAAGAACUGAAUAAUAGUGUAUUAAAUCAUGUAUCAAUUCAAGCCGAUGUUGGCCCUGUGGUAGAUCAAAUUACAAAAGGAUUACAAUCACGAAAAUUUGUUUUGAAUAAUAACCAUCUUUGGUGGAAAACUUUAAGUCAAAAACGUGAAAUAAAUAAGAAAACUGUUAUGCAAAUGGCUUUAGAUGUAUCAGUUCCACUCAACUACUAUGCUGCUUUCCAUCAUAUUCAACAAGUAUUACCCAAAGAUGCGAUUAUAGUAAGCGAAGGAGCCAAUACAAUGGAUAUCGGUCGAUCAAUUCUUUUGAAUACUUUACCUAGAAGUCGUUUGGAUGCUGGAACUUUUGGAACAAUGGGAGUUGGUCUCGGUUUUGCGAUUGCAUCAGCAUUUUAUUGUAAGCAAUACGAACCUAGCCGAAAAGUUAUAUGUGUUGAGGGUGAUUCCGCGUUUGGAUUUUCUGGAAUGGAACUAGAAACAAUGUUUCGAUAUAAAUUACCAGUAAUAAUUAUAAUAAUUAACAAUAAUGGAAUUUAUAGUGGGGUAGACGAUGAUCUUUUUAAGGACUUACAAGAUUCUGGAGAAGAUAUUGCUAAAAUGAUUGCUCCGAGUUUAUUAUCAACAAAUACACAUUAUGAAAAUAUGAUGCAACUUUUUAAUAAAUCUGGCUAUUUUUGUAAAACUAUUCCGGAAAUUCAGAUAGCUUUAAAAGAAGCACUUAAAGUAACAGAUCAUCCUACAAUUAUAAAUGUUAUGAUUAAUCCUAGUGCUGAUAGAAAACCACAGACAUUUAGUUGGUUAACCGAAUCAAAAUUAUAAUUUUUUCUGUUUUUUUGGAGUUCGUUUUUUUGUUUUUACCAACCAAAGAUUUUAAGGGUGCCUUAUGGAAUUAUGGAUUAUAUAUUUGGAAACACUUACACCAAAUUUUAAAGUAUUUCUUGCAUUACGGCGAUCCGUGAAUAGGUCGUUCUAUGAAAUUAUUAAAAUGAAAAUAAUUUUAUUUGAUACUGGCUAAUUUCGACCAUCAUUUACGUUUCAAUAAUUACGUACUUCGUCAUAAAAACGAAUCACUAUACUGUAAGAAAUGAUUUGGAACUUUGUGUGAGUGUCUCCAAGUUUAAAUAUAUUAGUACUUUUUUUU